AUGGCAACUCCGCCUCCAGUUCCGUUCGGCUUGACACCUCCGUUGACGGUUAAUAACGAGCUAAACCAUAACGGAGUCAUUACAGUCAUCGCUUCGUUUUCGCUGUUUCUGGUUCUGAGCUCUCUGGGAAUUCGUGUGUAUUCUGCAUACAGUAGAAAGUCCCGUCAGUUGGAUGAUUUGACUUUUGCAGUGACGGUGGUACUUGCCCUAGGACAGAUAUCGGCGGUUUUUGUUCAGAUCCAUUUUGGCUGGGGAAAGUCAAAGUGGCUGAUAGCCGACGUGAACGUCCAUUCAAUUGAGAAGGCUGGGUACAGCGCAGAUCUUCUCUACAUCGCAGUAAUAUUCUCAUCGAAAGCGUCAACGGCUCUUUUCUACCGCACCCUUACCCCACGUGGCUCACUAUGGAUGAACUACGCUCUUCUCCUGCUGACUUUGCUAUGUGCUCCUGUGGGUAUAGUUUUGCUGGCCGUCCGCUGUGGUCGACCUCCGUGGCAUGACGUUAGUAAACAAUGUUCCGCUGUGUUUCCUCAUUGGCAAGCCGUCACAGCAUUGGACAUUAUUUUUGAAAUUAUACUAUCACUCUAUCCCACCUGGGCAAUCCUGCGAUUACAGAUGACACCGAGCAACAAAGUGAUUGUGAUACUGGUGCUUAGCUGUAGAGUGUUCCUUGUUCCCGUAGGCGCAAUCCACCUCCAUUGCAUGAGUCAACAAGUCAAUUCGCCAGAUCCAACACUCGAAGGAACCUUCCCUACUAUCGUCGCCGAGCUCCACGUGGCACUCAGCGUUCUUGUACUGAUAACGCCAUUGAUAAAACCAUUUGUCGCAGCCUACGUAGACGAGCACGGAUUGGCUUAUACUGACGACCCGUCCAAGUCACGGACCAGUCAUAAAGCCACCGUAUACCCCGAUCGAUCGAGCACGACAUAUCCAGGCUCGCGGAUACAUGAUCCUCCAGCAAAAAAAUCCCUUAUGAAGAGGAUUGAAAUAUCGGUUGAUCGCGAGAAUGUGGAGCUCAUGGAGAGACGAUGA
This is a messenger RNA of Penicillium coprophilum, 1029 nucleotides long. RefSeq lists its product as uncharacterized. The record is from RefSeq and is a predicted model, not a curated record. NCBI's taxonomy places the organism in Eukaryota, Fungi, Ascomycota, Eurotiomycetes, Eurotiales, Aspergillaceae. Bases 1 to 1029 code for a protein of 342 amino acids. The transcript is spliced from 5 exons.